AUGGUGUGGGCACCAGGGAUACAAUUAGAAAAACUCCCUCCAGAAAACUCAACACAAACUGCAUUUAAUCAACAAAAAGAAAAGAUUCAACUCAGAGUAAGUGACACCGCAAGGGAGUCCCUGAAAGAGAAACUGCUUCAGCUACAAUGUCACUUCACGUGGACCCUGCAAGUAGAGGAUGUGGAGUGGGAUGAUUUGCAGGAACGAUUAAAUUACACAAUUGAGGCUGACAUUGUGCAAUAUAAAGUCAUGCCUUACAAUCUACUUACUUUUGUCAACUGCGUACGAGGUAAACAUGAGGAGGCAUUCGAUAAUUUGUGGGAAGCUGAGGAGAUUCUGAGGAAGGAUCACAAGUCGAAUGUUGAAAAGUGGAGCAUCGUCACUUACGGAAACGCAGCCUGGGUCUAUUACCACGUGGGAGAAGUGGCAGAGGCUCAGGCCUACCUCAACAAGCUGGAGAGGAUCUGCCAACAGUUCCCUGAUGCCUCUCGCUUUACAGCAAUGACCCCUGAAGUAUACGGGGAGAAGGGUUGGUCCCUGUUGAGAUUUGGCUGGAAAUAUUAUGAAGAGGCAAAUGAGUGUAUUGAGAAGGCUCUGGAAGCAGAUCCUGAUAACAUUGAGUGGAAUACAGCUCACGCAACCUCUCUGUUCCGACUUAAAGGAAAUAUUGGAGUCUCUCAGUGUCCUGAGCACUGCAAAGUAGUGAAACAAUUACAACGGGCAUUGGAACUGAACCCAAAGGAUUCUUUUCUCAAGGUCACGCUGGCUCUAAGACUACAAUAUUUCAAACAGGAAGAGGAAUCUCACAGAUUGUUAGAAGAUGUGCUCCUGAAUUCUCCUGGUGAUCCCUAUUUAAUUCAAUAUGCGGCCAAAGCUUUAAGAAAGGAAGGAUCUGUUGAACAAUCCCUAGAGAUGUUGAAAAAGGUACUGAUGGAAAAACCAAACUCUGGACUCCUUCACCACCAGAUCGGUUUAUGCUACAAAAAGAAACUGUUUACACUGAAGAAAACAUCUUAUAAAUAUAACACUUAUGAGGAAAGGAAAAAACUGAUUGAACUUUGCAAAUACCAUUUUCAAACAGCUUAUGAUCAUAAACCAUCACUUAUUUUUGCAAUGCUUGAUCUGGCAGAAAUUUUACAGGAAUGUAAAGAAUAUUCCAAGAUCGAUGACAUGUAUGAGGACCUGAUCAGAAACAACAGCUGCAACCAUUUGAAUAGACAGUUAUUACUUUGGAAUUAUGGAUUGUACCAACUGUAUGUGAAGAGAUCCCAGCCCAAUGCUAUUGUUUAUUUUAAAGACUGCUUAAAAAUCAGAGUGAAAAGAAGCCAGUUUGUGAAAUGCCAAGCAAAACUGAAAGAAAUUGCUGAAGAUCGAUUGAACGAGUAUUCAAGAGACAGUGUUGCCUUUGGCAUAUUGGGAUUUUUGCACCAAUUGGAUGGCAAGAAAUCCGAAGCAAUUGGAUACUUUCAGAGAGCCCUGGAAUGUGAUCGCAACAAUGAGGAAUUUCAGAAUGCUCUCCAAGAUCUAAAGGAGGCUGCAUAA
Molecule: messenger RNA, 1542 nt
Organism: Chiloscyllium plagiosum (whitespotted bambooshark)
Lineage: Eukaryota; Metazoa; Chordata; Chondrichthyes; Orectolobiformes; Hemiscylliidae
Source: RefSeq, a predicted model, not a curated record